AUGGCCAACAACACCAAAGUCCAAGGCCGCACGUCCACGAACAAACCACGACCUCGAAAACGCCAACGAGGGGCUACCCGCGCUGAUAAGCCUCUUGACACCUCGCAGCCAUCGAUCUUCGAGUUGGUUCCUGAAGAACAGGUGGACGGAGCAAUUGCAUACUACUACGACCACCCCGAGCAGCUGCCAUAUCGUCUCAGCGGCGCACAUCAGAGAGCCAGUCAAAGACCUCUUCGCAUCAUGCUCAAAUUCGACGAAAAGAUCUUCGAGAGGAAAGUGCAGUUGAGGCCCAUCCCUGAUUGCGAGCUAGAAGGCGUGGAUCCAUUCUCUCUUGAUCCGGUUUUCGAGACGAAAGACGAUGACACGGACUCGGCUGCUUCAACCGAACCAGGAGGCGGCAGUGGAGACACAAUCUACUGCGGCCAAGAGUCUUUGGUCAUGGGCGAUCUGCUCCAUGGUCCUCGAGACUAUGGCUAUAUCCUCGCUCACGGUCAGACCGAGCAGUGCAAGACUUGA
Molecule: messenger RNA, 516 nt
Organism: Zymoseptoria tritici IPO323
Lineage: Eukaryota; Fungi; Ascomycota; Dothideomycetes; Mycosphaerellales; Mycosphaerellaceae
Exons: 1
Coding region: 1-516 (171 amino acids)
Source: RefSeq, a predicted model, not a curated record